Acinonyx jubatus (cheetah) is the source of this 1760-nucleotide messenger RNA. Its product is annotated as elastin-like. Bases 459 to 1616 code for a protein of 385 amino acids. Lineage: Eukaryota; Metazoa; Chordata; Mammalia; Carnivora; Felidae. The transcript is spliced from 28 exons. The record is from RefSeq and is a predicted model, not a curated record.
GUAGAACUGGAACCAGGGAACCAGAGGGGGAGAAAGUUGUGGGGAGCGGCUCAGCCUCGGUCUCUCCCCAGGCCUGGUAGGGGGCAUGCAACCUCAGCAACCAGGGGAGGGGAGAGUAGCCCUCUCUGCAUGUCCCCAGCUCGGGCACCGUGUCUCCCUCUCAGGAGCUGUUCCCCUCAUUGGGCUGCUGCUGCCACUCCCGUGGCAAGAGCCAUGGUCUCGGGGAGGGCCUUCCCGAAUCCCAGGCCCUUCUCAGGGCAUGCUUCCUGCAAAGAACAGUUGAGGGACACAGAGGUCCUGGGUGAGGGCAGCAUAGGAGGCAGUGAGCCCACCCUCAGCAGCCACACUGGCCCAGCUCCAGCCCUGCCUUCCCUCUCUCCACAGGCCCUGUGGCUCAGGGACCAGGAGUUGGAGGGGGCGUGAAACCACAAAAGCCAGGAUUUGGCAAUGGGAAUGGGAUGGGAGUUGGAGCCCAGCCAGGAUUCGGGAACGGGAAUGGGCCGGGAGGCGGCGCCUUCCCAGGAGCAGGAGUGCAACCAGGCCCUGCAACUCAAAACGGCUAUGGACCAGGCUUUGGAGGGGGUGUGGAGCCCCAGAAGCCGGGAUUCGGGAACGGCAACGGGCUGGCAGCCCAGCCAGUCCCAGCGACCCAGAACGGAUAUGGAGCAGGCUUUGGUGGGGGCAGGAAGCCUCAGAAGCCAGGAUUCAGGAACGGCAACGGGCUGGGAGGCCAGCCAGGCCCCGUGGUUCCCAUCAGCUACGGACCAGGCGUUGGUGAAGGCGGGAAGCCCCAGAAGCCAGUUUACAGCAAUGGGCUGGGAGCCGGAGUCUUCCCAGGCCUGGGAAGGGGCAUGAGCCCUCUGAAGCUAGGAUAUGCCCCAGGGCCUGGGUUGCAGCUCCCGGCAGCUCUUGGAGGGGGUGUGAAACCUCAGAAGCCAGGAUAUGGCAAUGGAAUUGGGGUGGGGGCCCAGCCAGGUCCCUGCAAUGGGAGGGUCCCUCCACUGCUGCUCCCCAGGCCUCCCACUUCGGGGGUCCCUUCUGACAAAGGGGGCGGCUGGGGCCCCAAAUCUCGGCCCCCUCCCCCAGUGCAGAAUGGCAAGUUCCCAGCACCGACUCCGGCCAUCCAGUGGGGAAUGAAACCUCAGAAAGCAGGAUACCGGCCCCCGAGCGGCUAUGGAGCAGGAUCAGAACUGGGCUUUGGUGGUGGCCUCAAGCCUCAGAAAGUCGGGUUCGGCUACGGGAAUGGUCUGGGAGCUGGGGUCUUCCCUGAGGCCCACCUGCAGCCAGACUUCCCUGGGGCCAAUGGCUUUAGGAAUGGGUUCGGGGAAGCAGCACCAGUCUACCCCAAGGCAGCCGCUCCAGGACCUGAAGGAAAUGGUCAGGCUGGGACCCUAAGGGGCUCUUCUUGGCCCUCCGUCCAGCCCUGGGUGCUUGCCCUGAAGCCUGGAUAUGGGGCUGGAGGCGCAUACCCAGGGGUCAGGAGCCAGCCAGGCACAUAUGGACAGCUGAGGCCAGAGCUGGGCCCUGGACCCUUCGGCAGCCCUGAGGUGAAGAGAGGUGGCAGUGGCCUGCUGGGAAAUGGCUAUGGAGGCCACUGUUCUCUUGGAAAAUGCUGAGCGCCGAGGCCCUUCCAUCACCACCCAUCCUGAGUGCCUCAGAACCACAGCCCGAUGUGGGUGAGGACGACCAGACCCUGGGGCUUGGCUUCUGGCCUGGGGUCUCCUGCGGGCUGAAAGUAUUAAUAAAGACCACGUGCUACC